AUGAAAGCUCAGGAGAGGAGCAUUUCCGUGUAUGCGCACCAGUGCGGGGCGGGACUGCCGGCAUCCUCUUCUUGGCGGCCACUUUUUCCUUCAGCUACUUUGGAGUUUGUUCAGCCCUUGAGUGCAGUCCCCCGAGCCCAGGGUCCGGACGGGCUCGAGGAGGCUCGAGGGGGGCGUUGUCCCCACUCCGCAGAGGCGGGUCUGAGCCUCGGCGGCGCCCGGAGAGACCACACCUGGGCCGGGAGAGCGACCUCAUCGCUCCCGCUCCAACCCCAGCGGCCGCCCGCCGGCCCCGGCCCGCUCCGCUCACAGCCUGUGAUGGCGGCGGCCGCGCCCCCGGCCCAGGCCCAGGGAUGUGUGAAUUUUGAGGACGUGGCCAUUUACUUCUCCCAGGAGGAAUGGGGGCUCCUUGAUGAGACUCAGAGGCUCCUGUACCAUGAUGUGAUGCUGGAGAACUUUGCAAUUAUAACAUCACUGGGUAAGGCCCUCACACCCACCUGUGUCCUGAGCUGGUCUCUGCCUUUCUACUUUUCCCCAGAGGCAGCUCUGUCCUUUUCACAGUGAGAUCAUGGGCUCUGCUAACUUUCCACCACAUUCUUGGCAUACACGCUGUGGGUGCCAGGGCUGAGCUCUGUGCACUGCCCUGAGCAGCCCUAAUGCCUGCUGCUCCAGCAUGUGCAGGGAAGAGUCCAGGAGUCUUACAGUCAGCCUAAGGGAUCUCAUCUAGUUUGCCCUGUCCCUGGUAGGAUGACUGCCAAUAGACCCAUGGCAUCCCUGAGUCCCAGAUGCUGCUUCCUCUAACUGACCUUUCCUUAUGGCUGUUUGU
Messenger RNA from Choloepus didactylus (southern two-toed sloth), 826 nucleotides. Its product is annotated as zinc finger protein 701-like. The record is from RefSeq and is a predicted model, not a curated record. The transcript has 2 exons. Gene Ontology annotation, biological process: regulation of DNA-templated transcription. Lineage: Eukaryota; Metazoa; Chordata; Mammalia; Pilosa; Megalonychidae. Bases 1 to 564 code for a protein of 187 amino acids.